This is a messenger RNA of Exophiala bonariae, 1005 nucleotides long. RefSeq lists its product as uncharacterized. The transcript is spliced from 2 exons. The record is from RefSeq and is a predicted model, not a curated record. Bases 1 to 1005 code for a protein of 334 amino acids. NCBI's taxonomy places the organism in Eukaryota, Fungi, Ascomycota, Eurotiomycetes, Chaetothyriales, Herpotrichiellaceae.
AUGACUCCACCACUCCUGGGAUGGUGGACCGUAUCUCUCGUCAGUCCUACUCAUCCACUGGUUUUCCCAGAUCAACAAAGAAUAUCAGACAUAUACUCACAGGUGGCAGAGAAUCUCAAAGGCGCCGUGGCAGCUCAUGGACGCAAUUGGAUCUGGCCCGACUCUUCGAUUGAUGUAUGGUGUGAGGAGAAAGGUGCUGAUGGGUUUCCGCCCGUUCCAGACGACAAACCGCUCCCAUGGCUUGGAGGGUGUGAUGUGGGCACCUUCGCUUACAGUUAUAUUCGAAAGAAUGCUUACUGGUUCCACACCGGCUAUACCAUUGUCUUUCGCCCGAGGAUGUGGAGAUCCGUCACUCUUCCGGGGGUGGGAACGUUACCGGGGAAGCGAAGCUUGAACGAUGUCUUGUCUCUGGCUAGAAGCAUCCAGGAAAUAGCACAGAACCCAGAGUAUCUCGUUCAUAACCGUGGCGAGACCUAUCUGCAUGAAUUGAUGCAUCUCGAUGAUCUGUCACACCCUGAGCCACCUGAGUGGGAGGAUAUUGAUUCAAUUGAGGUAUCGCCUAGACCGAAGGAAAAUCCUAGUUUAAACGACGAGCCGAAUCCCGAGUUUCGUACUUUCAACACGACCCUUUGGCUCGAAGCCGGAUCGGACGACAUUCCAGACAACACCCCGGUUCCUGCCCACGAACCGCCUCCGGCUCCUCCUCAAUGUCUCCCAAGCAACACUGCGGCCGAUCCCUCUCUGUUCAUCGACCUAGCGGGCAAGUUUUGCUCCCAGGUUGUGAGCGUAGUUGCAAUUGUCCUGUCUUUAGACGAGACCGCUCUAGACCCUCCGGUGAUGGGCGCCACGAUCAAAACCACGUUCAGCUACACGCCGGCCGAGUCCAGCCGGUUCACAUGUGCCCUAGAUUGCGUCGAAACGUUCAAGCAUUUGGCAAGCUCCUACCAAACCAAUAGUCAUACCCUCACCGGUCGAGCCGAUGUCGUCAUAAGAUGCGGCACAUAG